Molecule: messenger RNA, 10240 nt
Organism: Oryzias latipes (Japanese medaka)
Lineage: Eukaryota; Metazoa; Chordata; Actinopteri; Beloniformes; Adrianichthyidae
Gene: snphb
Product: syntaphilin b
Biological process (GO): neuron differentiation
Cellular component (GO): mitochondrion; cytoplasmic microtubule
Source: RefSeq, a predicted model, not a curated record
CGUCUCCUCACUCGGAGUCCAUCACCUCCCGCAAACCUGUGGCCCAGCCCCUCCCUCCUGCCCUCCUCCUCCUCCCCGGGCAUCGGAUCAAAGAUCCCCGCUCUAGUCAAACUGGGACGGGCGCAAUGAGAGCCGAGGAGAUGGGCGCGUGAGCACACCUGCAGUUGCACGAACAGGAGGCGCGCAGGCUCACAGGGAAAAGGCAAGAAGAAAUCUGAGCUGACGCAGGAGAGGAUUCCUGCCUCCAUGUCGGCUCCUGCUCCAGCCAAUCGUAGGUCUGCUGCGGGCUCUCGCCGAUUCAAUCCCCUGAAAGUUCUGCAGCCCAAACCCCGCCUAGAGCAAACGGCGGUGUCCCCCCCCGUGCCGGUGCCCAAGCCGGCGCCGGGAGCGGGUUCAGCUGCACACGCUGCCGCUGCACCGGUGGCUAUCCCUGUGCCAGCGCCUCCUACGUUCGACUACUGCAGGUUUAUAGAGCUAGACUACGUUCCCAUGGAAACGGGCUAUAUGGUCUCAAUGCGUCCAACUAAAGGCUAUGCAUCAACUAAGUCGCCGACUAAAGGAUACACAUCGACAAAGUCUCCGGACAGACACAGUCGGCCAACAAACUCUCCCUCCACCCCUCGUUCUCGGCGGACUCCAGCAGCUUCUAGCAAUAGAGAUCCCCAUGGAAACCCAACCCUCAGCAGCAGCAGCAACUCAGGCUCCUGUAAAGGCAGCGACUGCAGCCCCACUAAAGGACGACAGAAGUACACAUGUUCGGACAACCACGGGAUUCGUCCCCCUCCACCAGAGCAGUAUCUCACGCCGCUGCAGCAGAAGGAGGUGUGCAUCCGUCACCUACGAGCCAAACUCAAGGAAACCGUCAACACUUUGCAAGAUAGAGACACGGAGAUCGAUGAGCUGCGGGGUCAGCUGUACAGGAUGCAGGAGGACUGGGUUGAGGAGGAGUGUCAUCGCGUAGAAGCUCAGAUGGCUCUGAAGGAGGCACGUCAGGAAAUCCAACAGCUCAAACAGGCUGUGGAUACGGUCCGGGCACGGCUCAGCGAUGCCGGCGGCUUCAGCGGGGAUGCAGGGGUCCAAAAGUACUUCCAAGAUAUCAACGCUCAAAACCACAAGCUGGAGAACCUUUUGAUCAGCAUGGAAUUGGCUCAGGCUGGAUUAGCCAAGGAGGGAAGCUCCAUGCCAGGUUGUAGGACCCGUGUUGGGGGGUCAGCGCCAGCGUCUGUUUCUGGGGAAAGCCCAGGGGGUGCUCCCAAAUUAACAGUUGGGGGUAGGGGGUCUUGCUCUUGCGAUGCCUCUCCAGCCCGUUCUCUGACUCGAAGCUCCACCUACACAAAACUGAGUGAUCAAGCCCUGGCGGACCGCAACAGCAACGGGGUUGACUUUCCUUGUCUGUCGGGAGAUGGCACUCAGGACAGCGGCUUCGGGUGUUGCGGGGAAAACAGCAUCCCUAGCCGGACUGAUCUGCUGCUAGAAGCUGCCUACCUGUCGGAGGAAACAGCAUCUUUACUCAACUCCUACACACAGGCCUUUUCACACACUCUACCACAUUCUUCUCCCAAGUCUUUACCCAACACCAUUCCCCACUCCUACUCCCAUACCCUGCCUCAUUCUUUUCCUCACAGUAUGUCCCACUCCGUCCCCCACACCAUGCCACACUCCUCCACCUAUGAAAAGCUGUGCACGGGCGAGCAUCUUCCACCAUUUCAUUGUGGCUUGGGUGGAAUGAGUUGCAUGAGCCACCCCUGCUUGUCCCACCACCUGUACCUGCACCCCCUGAGAGAGAUGGGCAUUCAGACAGAGAGCUGUCCUCUGCCCACCACAGCGGGGUGUCCGUCUGACCUGGACACGAUAGCGGAGCAGCGCACUUUCCGCUCUCAGGCUUGCAGCCCCACGUCCACCUGGAUGUCUGACGAAGGGGAGGAGGAUCUGGACUCUAUUACGACCACAGCUUCAGUCACCACAGCAACAGUUAUGAGUACAGCCACAGAGCCCAUUCCAGUGUCCAAAACACCUCUGAUGCCUCCUUUGCCGCGGUCUGCCACUGUGGCAUUUUCCGUGGAGAAUCUUCAUUGCAUGGGAAACCACGGAGCUGAGGAAGUUGAAAAACAGGAGAAGGAAAAAAGGGAAAAGGAGGAAACUAUGGCAGAAAGUCCAGUCAAAGAGUGGCAGCAAGGAGGCUCUGAAAGCAUGGAGGUGGAGAGUAGGGGGAAUGAAAGGAGAAAAUCUCAGCCAAAACUGUGUGAUUUGGAAAAGAUUUUAGGCGGUGAGCUUCAGCUUGGAGUCUGCAGUGGAGAAACCAGGCAAGGUGAGACCAGCUUUGAAACCCCAAAAAAGGAGAACAGUCAACAGGAGGAUGAUGUCUCGCCUGAAUCUACCUACGAUGAGGCAGCUAAACCGAUCUUAACCCACGCUGAUUUAUCUCCAGGCGUCAAAGAGCCUCACACGUCCCAACCAAGGAGAUCGGCCUCAAAAGAGGAGGUAACUGGUGACGUGGUGGUGGAAGUGCAUGAUGAGGAUGGUGAAGAUAAGACUAAAGAACAAAGCGGGGAUACAGAUGAGGACGGGGAUGGGUCAGGGUCGGGGAAAAUACAAAAAAGCUACUGGAGUCGCCACUUCCUGGUGGAUCUGCUGGCGGUGGCCAUCCCUGUGGUGCCGACCGUGGCGUGGUUUUGCCGCGGCCCAGUUCGUGACGGACAGCCCAUGUAUCACAUAGGUUCCCUGCUGAGAGGCUGCUGCACUGUGGCGCUGCACUCUCUGCGCAGAGGAGGGGGGCUAAGGCAUUACCCUGCAGGCGGGGGAGACUUGGGGGCAUCAAAUAUAUAACUAGGCCUUCUUCUGUUUGGGGGGAACAUGUAUGGAAAAAAAAGGGGAGAAGAGCAACAUCUCCCAGCCUUUUUGUCCUUCAGAAAAGAGUACUGGGACAGGAGAACAUUGCUCUUUUUGGUCCUGCUUCUCAUCGCCUCUCACAGUUUGUGCUGUAGCUACCAAAACGGUUUGUCAGCUGGCUCUAGCAAAUGCAAGUAGCUGCUUGAAAUGAAUGAUCGAUGCCUGGAUGUCUGAGGGGGACUGUUACUCCAAAGUGCAGGGAAAAUGUUCGUUAAACUGUCAGCCAUCGUUUUAUCACAUGUUGGUGAAUGUGUACACAAUUAUAAUAAUAUGUCUUUAUUAGAGCAUACGUCCAACCAAGUCACAACAAGAUUCAGAGGAAAAACUCAAACCUGAUUGCCAACAUCCUCAACUUUAGAUGUCAGAAGAUCAUUACAGACGCAGAACUCAGGGAUGUUUUGAGGGUAGAAACACAGCCAGAGAUGAAGAACCGCCCCAACGCCAUAACCUUUCCUCUUAGUGUCUCAAAAAUCAAUCUUAAUUUAAUUAGGAGAAUGUACAGUAAAUGACUGUGGGAAACAGCUAGCUAUGGCAGCUGGCUGUGCAAAAGAGGCAAAUCAGAUUUUUACAAAUGUGCAUUUGUAAACCUUUUUAGUCUGUGUAGACAAUCUCAAAGCUAUGAGAGGUUAAAAAGGAAAUUGAUUUUUAAAAGUUUACCCACAAAAACCUUUUAAAAACCUAAAUUUGAGUUUCAUUUUGCCUGUUUUUUUUAGCAAAUCAAGAGUAGAAAUUAGUUUUUCUAAUAGUUUUUCAAAUCUUUUCCUUAACAUGUUUUAUUUAUGAUCUGUGCUGACUGUGGCGUAGGGUCUCAUUGAUAAAAACAUCUAUAAACUAAAGUGUUUGCAAAACCUUUCACUAUUCAAAGAAAAAACGUUUUGGUCUCUUUGGCUCAUUUCACCCUGUCAUAGAAACAUGCAAGGUUUUCCAAAGCAAAAUCAAUUGAUUUCAUGACAAGAAAAAAAAUAUCACAUUAUAAUGUGGUAAAUGACUCACACGAAUGUGUUCCUUUUUGUGGCCACCUUGAUAAAAUAAGAAUAUUUAUCAAUUAGGAGGCAUAAUCCUGCACUGCUGUACUGCAAUCAGUUUUCCUGAAAAAAGCCGUGAGAUCUAAAAGUCAGGUGAAUGAGUGAAGAAGUUCCAGAAGAUGCAGAAUAAAAAAAGCUUUCAAAGAGUAAAAACACACAGAUACAUUCUUAAAAUGUCAGGAAAACAUAUUGGACAUGCAGUAUUUCUACAUGUAAAUUGUUAACAGCAUUUAUGCUUUGUCUCGUGGCCGUCUUCAAAGUCAGUCACCCCCAUGUUGUUAGCUACCAUGGCUAAAGUGCUGAAAGGCACAGAAUAAAGAAAAAUCAGAUCAAUUUAGUCUUGAAAAUGAUAAAUUAAGGAGAUCAAACGCUGAGUGAUUCUGUCCUUCAGCUUCUGUUUUACCAUCAGUUUUUGAAAAAUUUCCAUUCAAGUGUUUUCCUCGAUAAGACAGCCAUCCUCUCAUCCCCCCAUCACACCUGCAGCUUCAUCUGUGAGGCCUAGAAUUUGCUCGACUUUUUACAUUCGAGUCACAUUUACUUUUUCAUUCCUCAUAGAGUGGAAUCUGAAUUGUUUCUCUAAUAGAACAUGUCUGAAUGGUGGAGGAUUGGAACGCAGAACAUGCAGUUCAACUAUUGACUGUUUAUUAGAACUGGACUGAGUGACCCCCGGUGUUUCAAUCCAGAAUGGUAAAAAUGGUGAGAGUGGUUGCCCCAGAAACCGACUCUGACCAAUCACAACUUGCUGACAAUGUCUGUUUCCAACAUGGCGGCAUCCAUUUGGAGAAAAAAAGGUGCCUGAACACUUGAAUGAAUACAUUUGGUUUAGGCCAGGAGUAAGCCAUUUACUAUGAUUGCCGUCACACUCAGUAGGUCCAGUUCUCUUAUAUAGUCAAUAGUACAACUGAAAACUGCUGUGUAUUUACAAUGAAAGCCAACAUAGAAAAAUGUGAAAGUCACAAGAGCACAGCUCAUUUUGUUUCUCUCAACACAUGAAUCUCUGCUGUGCUAUUUGGUGCUAUCGCUAUGUGCAACUGGCCAGGCGUUUGCUAAUUUACUCUUAAGAUGAAGGGGUAGCACAGGGCCACACCACCCUUUGAAAGAAAUUACAUUUCAUCAGAAAUGAAAGAAAGUAGAAAUUUCUUUUCUAUAAACUGUCAACUAUAAACUAGUCUCACAACAUUAUAUGAAUGUUGUUCUAAUAUAAACAUAGCGUUGAAGCGACUUUCCUGUUGAAGCUUCCUGAGGAGUCGAUGGAUUCAGUUUUGUGUCUGAUGUGUUUCUAUCUUAUCAAUAUGCAAAAAACCAGUGGGAGAAAACAUUAAGUUUGCUUUGUAUAAGUUAAUAAACCUCGUUAACAAAGGGCAGAAGAAGUGAAUGCAAACAAAACUGUGGUGGCAAUGUGGCAUCAAAAUAGAAGAAAAAGAAAGAAAAUAAAGAGUGGUCAACUUAAAUGAAAAGUCUAAGCUCCCCCCUCCUCCUCAAUUGCAAGUGCAGGUGAGCAGGCGCUUAUCAAACCUUUCUUCCAAGUGUUGCUAAUUAACUAAUGUACUAAUCCAGUUACAUUUGGUUUCCUUUCCUUCAACUCCAACUGUUCUACCCCUCUUGUUUGGUUCACUGUUGGCUGUGUUUCUACCCCGGGAAUGUUCUCAUUUGGUCUUAAACCAUUUAAAUAUAUAAGUUUAUUGUUAGUCAGUAGAAAAACACAUUUAUUUUCAUCUUUUUUUUUCAUGAGCUUUAGGAGUGAUAUCAUCGUGCUCAUUUAACUUUAGCCUGUAAAGUGUCACGUAUCUCAGAGCUUUUCUGCAAAGAAAGCUGGAACUGCAACUAUAAAUCUCGUAGAGAAGUCGAGUCAUAACCACCUCGGGCACUUUAAUGUGAAUGAAGCCAGUCUUGCUCAGUCUGUGACCUGUGCUGUAUAUUUCUGCUGUUGUUGUAUAGGCUUUUCCCGUCAGUCUGGUAUAGAGUGUGUGUUCCACUGUGCAAGAGUCCGUCACCGAGAACAAACCGCUUUAUUUAAAGAGAAUCUCAGAUCCUCCUGUGAUCCUCAUGGACUCUUCAAACAGAUGUGGAUCUGGUUGACAGAAAAAGAACAACUUUACCGUCCGUUGAUCUUCUGCAGAUGUUCAACUGUUUUUUGCUUUUCGGCGGAGAUACACCACCCUCCCAUCGAUGUGGAUCGAAUCAUCUCUAAGUCCUCUGUUCUGCCCUGAACAUUGUUUUUGUUGUUACAUUUAUCGAGAAAAAAAACUGCUUCAGAAUUUUGAUCAUCUCACUUUGAGAUGUGUUCAAAGAAGCUCGAGUACAAUGUUCAGAAAGGUUGUUUGGGUUUUGUCUUUCUUUAAAAAAUUCCUAUCUAGUUGUUCAAAAGGUAAAGUUCUAAAACAGAUUUUCUCAUCACAUCCACAUGAGUUUUCUUUUUCAAAAGAACAGACAUCAACAGUGCUGUAGCCUUUGAGAUGAUUGCCUUUAACUGCUUUAGUGGACCUUUUUGCAGUUUUCAACAAAAGAAAAUGCAUUUUUUGUCCUUAAAAUAGAUUUUUGUUUGACUUUACUUGAAUAUUAGCUUCAGUUCCCACAGGUGUCCCCCAAGGCUCACCUCUAAGACUCCUUCUUUAUUCUAUCCCAGAAUAGUGAACUUGUUUUUUUCUGCUGGGUUUGAGCAGCUGAAAUGACUGUUUGCCCCAAACAGUCUGAAACAACAGCAAAUAGUAAAAACUAAAAGGCCACACAAAACAAAGGAACAUAAUAAAUAGCGUUAAUGAUUAGAGAAAGAUCACAAAUAAGAUCUUUAAUAUCCAAAAAUAACUUUUGCAGCAAUUAAUGGGAUGGUUUAAUUUCUGUAAAAAGGGAAAAAAAAGACAAGCAAAAAACAAAUCCCGUCAAAACGUCCUCCAAAAAUGGAGGUUUGAACUAACGUUCUCAACAUUCUCCUCUCAUAUCCUGUUGGGACAUGGAUGUAGCUUUGGAUCCCCUCUUUCAGAAAAGCAUGUUUCCCACAAGAAAAACCUAAAAUGGCGGCUAUUUUUAAAGAUACAUUCAGGGUUUAUUAAAAGAUUCAAUUCCUAGUUGGCCCAGUCACAACAAUGUAGGCUGUUAAUGCUCAUAAUACCAUUAUAUUAUAUAUAUAUCAUAUGUAAUUGAAAAUCUUGGAUCGUCUUAUGGUGAAUGAGUUUUUCUGAAAGAGGGGAUCCUAAAGUACCUUUAUGACAGCUUUAGUGUUUGUGCCACAAAACGCACAAUUAUUUAGUUGAAGAUUCUGCUUCAACUAAUAUGCUUAUUAACAAUGUGUGUACAAAUGAUCCGGCUGUUAUCUCUGAGGCAUUCUGUCAGCAUUUCUCAAAAUCACCUCCUAUUGAAUCUACUUCUCAUUCCAUUUCUCACUGUGUUAACUUGUCCAGUGACAGUAUCUUUUCCUUCAGAAUGGUCAAUCCGACUGAUGUAGAACAGGUCAUAAAUGAGCUCUCAUCUACCAGUAGUGCUGGUCCAGAUGGCAUCGAAGCAAAAUUUGUUAAACUUGCUUCCCAUGUGCUUUGUUUUCCCUUGGCUGCUCUUUUAAAUCUCUCUUUUACCACGGCUGAAGUCCCCUUGGCUUGGAAACGUGCAAAAGUUAUACCUCUUCAUAAAGGAGGGAAAUCUAAUGACAUGAGCAAUUAUAGACCAAUUUCAAUCAUCAACAGUAUUGUCAAAGUAUAUGAAAAAAAUAUCUUUAAUCAACUUUCAGAAUACCUAACACUUAAUAAUAUACUAUCUCCUUUCCAAUCCGGUUUUCGAAAACAUUUCUCCACAACUUCAGCUUUGUUAAAAUUCACCAAUGAUAUUUUCUCUGGUUUUGAUAAUAACAUGUUAACUGGCGCCUUAUUUAUUGAUCUUACCAAAGCUUUUGACAUGGUAGAUCACUAUCUGUUACUGGACAAACUUCAUUCAAUUGGCCUUGAUAGAUCCUCGCUCCUUUGGUUCAACUCAUACCUUCAUCAUCGUCAGCAGUGCGUGCUUUUUAAUGGCAGCUAUUCCAACUUUCUAAGCGUAGACAAAGGCGUUCCACAAGGUUCUGCACUCGGUCCCCUCUUAUUUUCUAUUUUCAUUAAUGACCUUCCAACUAAAUGCAUUUACAGCAAUAUUCAACUUUAUGCCGAUGAUACUGUCAUUUACUCCUCUAAAUCCAACAUUGUUGACAUUCAGCAUUCAAUUCAACAUGAUUUUAAUUCUGUUCAAUUGUGGUUACAAUCCAAUAAACUUCUACUCAACAAAUCUAAAUCCUAUUUUAUGUUGUUUCAAAAAAGACUACGUCCUGUAGCUGCAAGUGAAAUACAUUUAACUUACCUGGACAUGUCACUUAUUUCAGUAGCAGAAAAAUUUAAAUAUCUUGGUUUGUGGCUUGACUCCUCUCUCUCUUUUAGUGCUCAUAUACAGUCCAUUGUCCACAAAUUUCGUAUCGUUUAAAAUUACUUUAUCUAUCAAUCAAUUGUUUUAGUCUCUCAGUCAGGAAGAAAAUCAUCUCACAACUGAUUAUCCCGACUUUAGAUUAUGGUGACAUCAUUUAUCAAAACACUACUCUCACUAACCUCCGACCACUGAACGUUAUAUAUAACAGCUUGUGUCGGUUUAUUCUUCGUUGUCCAUUUAGAACUCACCACUGUCUUAUGUUUCAGCAACUGUCCUGGCUUCCCCUAUCCUCUCGACGUCAAUUUCACUGGCUAUUGUUCAUUUUCAAAUGCAUUAACCUUAGCUAUCCAGACUAUCUCAAACAAUAUUUAACUCCUUUUCAGUCUUCUUAUAAUUUACGUCAUGCAGAUCAAAUUUUUUUUGCUGUUCCAAGAGUUAAAAAACAAAUUGGAAAAUAUUCAUUUAAUUAUAAGGCUCCCUCCGACUGGAACAAUCUUCCUCUAUCCAUUCGCUCUUUAACCUCAUUCUUUGCAUUUAAAAAUGCCUGUUUAGUUCAUCUUCAACACUCAUGUAACUGUUUUUGAUUUAAUUUGAUUUCUUUUCUGCCUUUUAUUUAUUAUUUUAUUUCCUUACCUUAAAUUAAUUAUUAAUUACUAGUAGGUGCAUUAAAUGCCUAUGUUUGUGUGUGUGUGUGUGGGUGUGUGCCUGUUUGUUGUCUUGUAAAUUUUAAGUUCUUUUUGUCUUGUUUUGAUAUAUGUAAAACUCAGCUGUAUCUGUCGGUUAUUUAUUUGCUUGUUUUGUUGUAUUUUGAGGACCCCCUUGAAAACGAGAUGAUACAUCUCAAGGGGCUUAUCCUCUAAACAAAUAAAUUGAAAUUGAAAUUGAAAUUUUAAUAACCAGUUCUACUAUGUGGGUGAGAGUAGUUAGGGGUUUGUUGAUUUAUUUUCUACACAAACCCAGACCAACUCUGUAAUCAGGAGUUAGUAUCCAGAAAAAUGACAAUAAAAAGAAGGUUCUACUCAGAGAAUCAUGUUCUGACAGCAGCCGCAUUCAAAUACAAGUGUCUCUUCAUAAACUGCAUUACUUUGCACAAUUACUUAAAGUAGAGAUUGUAUUUUUAUGUACCGUGUAGUUAUUUUUGUGUUGCCCUAAAGUCCAGCUUUUUUGGUUGAAAGAAAAGAAAUGAAUUUGAUAAAUGUUUGUCUCCACCCCUGAAGAACCAUCCCAGUGAAUCUCUCAGAAUUAAAUUUGUGGCACAGAAAGAUUUUUUUUUUGAGAGUCCUGCUUUUUUUUGGUUAUUCUAUUCCCGCCCCCCAUCAAUGUUUUGUGUACUCCCACCACUAAUAACUGUAUGAAAUGGAAAGUGAAAUACAAAAAGAAUAAGCCAUAAACUGUAAGUAGAGUUCAUGUUUGAGUGUGUAUUAAUCUGGAACGAUCAUCUGAAAGCCCCCGUUUAUCUCCUAUCCACAGCAACCACACGUUUGAUCAAAACACGUGGUUACUGGGAGUGGGAGGGGCCUUUGUUCUUCUGAAUGCCUGCUAUAUUUAUAUUAUUUUGUUGUUUGUGCAUCUGCUUUUAUUUUCUCAGCUUUUGCAUUCAUUUGGCCAAAAUUCUUUAAAAAUUUCACAUGAAAUCAAGAUGAAUGUAAAAGAAAACACAUAUUUUGACAGAUGGGUGGGAUUGAGGACAGGGUAAUUCUGCAUUUAUUCUACUAAAUUUUAAAAACUGUAUAUAUAUUUUCUUUAUUUAUAUAGUUUUAAAAAUAUUUUACUUUAAGCAAAGUAAGUAAAUAAAUAAAAAAAAUUAUCAAUAAGGGAUUUUAGUUUCCCAGUUCAGUGAAGUUGUAAAAUGCCAAGAACUCUUUGAAAGGAAAAAAAAUGAGGAACUAAAGCUGCAACAGUGUAAUAAGAAACUUUACACUUGGUCGUCUGUAAGUAAAAUG